Messenger RNA from Nicotiana attenuata, 2946 nucleotides. RefSeq lists its product as uncharacterized. The coding region runs from base 216 to 2264 and encodes 682 amino acids. The transcript is spliced from 3 exons. Lineage: Eukaryota; Viridiplantae; Streptophyta; Magnoliopsida; Solanales; Solanaceae. Gene Ontology annotation, biological process: mRNA alternative polyadenylation. The record is from RefSeq and is a predicted model, not a curated record. Gene Ontology annotation, molecular function: mRNA binding. Gene Ontology annotation, cellular component: mRNA cleavage and polyadenylation specificity factor complex.
GUGAGUCAAUACAGACAAAUGUUAGAAGUGUGGGAUACGCAUCUCCGUCGCACAGUAACCAUUCGCCACGCCUAGUAUUACCUCUUUCUCAAAGUUUCCUGUCAGAAUAGCUCACCACUUUCCAGAGAUUAUGCUUUGUGCUCUCUCUCUCUAGAGAGUUCCCUCUCUCUCUGCUUCGAAAGUUAAUCAAACAGCUUCUCCGAUAGGUAAGAGCCAUGGACGAAAAUGAAGGUGGGGAACCAAUCGAGCAGUUCCAUCGGAACGAAGCAAUCUCCGCCGUUGCCGAUGAUAAUUUUCUUGUUGAAGAAGAUGAUGAUUAUGAAGAUCUUUAUAACGAUGUAAAUGUUGGUGAGAAUUUUCUCCAAUCUCUUCGUAAAAAUGAAGAUUUAGUAGUAUCUAAAAAGGAUGAGGUUGAGAAAAAACCUGAACUUUCCCCUCCGGCGGCGACAUUUCCGCCGCCGGCCGUGGCGGAAAGUGGCGGUGGAAAUGUUCAGGUUGAGCCUAAACCCGUAAAAGAGGAGGAUGUAGCAUCGGGGGUUUCUGCUAGAGGAGGGUCAGUAGGUGCUGCAGCUGGGCCUGGGGUUUCUGCUGGUGGUGGGUUUAGGGUUGAGUUAAAUCGCCCAUCGGAGGGUAAGAUGGGUGAUUUAGCGGAGCGGAUGGUGAGUAGUAACGUUCCGAAUCAGGUGAUGGUUCAACAGCCUAACGCUGGUGGUGUUGCCGCUGUUGGAAAUGCUGGUAAUGUUGGAAAUUCAGGGAAUGGCAAUUUUGUUAGGCAGGGAGGGGUUAAUGUGAACGGGGCAGGUAAUAUUGUUGGUGGAGGUGGGGGUGCUAGUGGUGGAGGAGGAGGUGGUGGUGGAGGGGCGAUUCUUUUUGUUGGUGAUUUACAUUGGUGGACAACGGAUGCGGAGCUAGAGGUAGAGUUGAGCAAGUAUGGACUUGUGAAGGAGGUGAAAUUUUUCGAAGAAAAAGCUAGUGGGAAGUCUAAAGGAUAUUGCCAGGUUGAGUUUCACGAUUCCUCUGCUGCCUCAGCUUGUAAGGAAGGGAUGAAUGGACAUGUUUUCAAUGGGAGGCCAUGUGUAGUCGCCUUUGCAUCAUCACCGUAUAAUGUGAAGAGGAUGGGUGAAGCUCAGGUGAAUCGAAAUCAACAGGUUGCCCAGACUGCUACUCCCCAAGCAAGGCGGGGGCCUGCUGAUGUGGCUGGUAAUAAAAUUGGAAAUAACAACACUGCUACUGGUGGCAAUUAUCAAGGUGGUGGGGAUGGCAACAGGGGUUAUGGUAGAGGAAAUUGGGGCAGAGGAGGCCCUCAAGGUAUGGGAAAUCGGGGGCCUGUGGGUCCUAUGAGAAACAGGCCUGGUGGGAUUGGAGGAAGAGGGUUGAUGGGAAAUGGUGGAGGUGGAUUUGGACAAGGUAUGGGCGGUGCACCUCCACUUUUGCAUCCUCAAUCAAUGAUGGGUCAGGGCUUUGAUCCUGCUUUUGGAGGAGGGCCUAUGGGGAGAAUGGGUGGUUACGGAGGAUUCCCUGGUGGUCCAGCUCCACCAUUUCCUGGUAUGUUGUCAUCUUUUCCACCUGUUGGAGGAGUUGGGAUGCCUGGUGUAGCUCCUCAUGUAAAUCCUGCAUUCUUUGGUAGAGGAAUGCCAAUGAAUGGCAUGGGAAUGAUGCCAGGUGCUGGUAUGGAGGGGCCGAACAUGGGGAUGUGGUCUGAUCCUAAUGCGGGUGGAUGGGCUGGCGACGAGCAUGGUGGUAGAGUGGGAGAGUCAAGUUAUGCAGAAGAAGCUGGGUCUGAUCAUCAGUAUGGAGAAGUAACUCAUGAUAGAGGGGCUUGGCCUAAUAACUUGAAAGAUAAAGACAGAGGAUCAGAGCGUGAUUGGUCUGGUUCUACAGAUAGAAAACAUCGAGAUGGCAGAGAACCUUCCUAUGAUAGAGACAUGGCUCGUGAAAAGGAUAGAGGGAAUGAUCAUGAUUAUUCAGAGAGGAGAUACCGAGAUGAUAGAGAUGUCGCAAGAGACAGGGAGAGGGACAGGGAUCGUGAACGUUCUCGAGAACGAGGGCGUGAUCGUGAGAGGGAUCGAGAUCGUCAUAGGGAUGAUAGAGAUAGAUAUGCUGAUCAUCUCAGGUACAAGGACCGUGAGCAAGAAUAUGAUGAUGAUGAGAGAGGAAGGUCAUCAAGGGGACACAGCAAAUCACGAUUAUCACAUGAGGAAGACCAUCGGUCAAGAUCAAGGGAUGCUGAUUACGGAAAGAGGCGGCGUAUAACUUCUGAGUGAUCUGCACCCUUGCCUGCAUAUUAUCAAGGAUACUUUAGAAUGAGAUCGAUUAGGAGCUAAUCCACUGAGGGUUUGCCAUGUGUAUUCAGCUUUCUACUAGGAGGAUUUCUCACCACCUGCUUCAUCAGACAGUUGCUCUUUGAUAUGGUUUGUCACACAAAAGUUGAUGCUCUUUCAGUGUUCCUUUUGGAGGAGCUCUGGUCUCUCAGCACUAAGAAAUGUUGUUCUUUGGUUUCUUGUGAUGAUAGCCUGGAGGAGAUAGAGCAAGCUGUUGGAAGAAGUAUGGUAUAUCUUCAAAAUGCCUUGAAGCUGUCUGAGAGAGCAUGUUAUAUUGCAUGGCUUUACCUCUUAGUGAAGAUUGAAUUGCUAAUAGAACAUUAUGUCUCAGUUUUUAGCCUCUUUUUCAUGUAUGUUUUAGUUGAAUGUGACUUGAAUAAUCCAACAUUUGGUGACUUCAGACUUCAAUUUUCUGUAAGUCGAGUGACAGAUUAUCCUAGAAAUUUGCUUUUUGAUGUAAUGUGUUAGGAUGUUUUGACACAGGUUGGCGCUGAUCGGCACCCUUCUUGCUCGGGCGUUUGUUGUACUAAUCAUUUUUCUUCUUGUAUCAUCUUUGUUUUCUUUUUGACCCAGUUUUUUUGUUGGGCAUAUGAUGUUUAGAGCUCAUUCUUCUUUUGCAAGUGUA